GUGACGCCAGAGAAGCGGCCGGAGCGGGGGCGCAGAGACGGAAGCUCCUCCUCGGCCGCGCUCCGGGAGUGUGGCCGUGUCGUCGGGGAGGCUGCGCGCGGAGGAAGUCUGGUCCCGCCGGCUCACCGUCCUGAGAGCGGCGGCCAUCUUGUGCGGGAGGAGGAGGCUGCGCUGCGCUGCGCGGCAGGAGCGGCGGUCGCGCAUCCCCGCGAGCCCUUUCUGUGCCGCGGUCGCUGCUGCCGGAGCGCCAUGUCUGCCGAGGGCCCCGAGCCCGCCUCGGCCGAGGAGCAGAAGGAAAUGGAGGAUAAGGUGAUCAGCCCAGAAAAAGCUGAAGAAGCAAAAUUGAAAGCAAGAUAUCCUCAUCUGGGCCAGAAGCCAGGAGGCUCAGACUUCUUGAGAAAGAGGCUUCAAAAAGGACAAAAGUACUUUGAUUCUGGCGAUUACAACAUGGCUAAAGCAAAGAUGAAGAAUAAGCAACUGCCUACUGCGGCUCCUGACAAGACAGAAGUCACUGGUGACCAUAUUCCUACUCCACAGGAUCUCCCACAGCGGAAACCUUCUCUUGUUGCUAGCAAGCUGGCUGGCUGACUAGAACAGCUGAACUGCAUGAAUAUUCUCAUUCCUGUUAUUUCUCCUUAAUAGUUAUUUCUCACCCUCACCCCCCAUCCCCCCUUUUUUUUCUUACACUAAGUCAUGAGACUGACAGCUUUGCAGGUAGCGAUAGCAUGUGCUGCUAUUGUAAGGGAGUACUGUUAAGAAGUAAAACGUGUAGUAUUUGGAUUAGUUGAGAACAAUGCACUGAUUAAAAGGACAGGUUUGGUUAGAGCAAUGUAAUCUACUUGAAAAUGUACAUAUUGCCCGUUUCCUAGUGUAGGACUGGUUCCAGCAAGUGACAUUGCAAGUUUUACAACUUUUAAUGUUUCUGCUUUUGUUAUUUCACCUUAAUUACAGCAUAUUUGUAUUUAAUAUAACCUCCAGUUGUGUUGGUUUUUCUUCUGUGUUUGGGUUUGUUGUCUAAAAUAGAGGUUUAGACCACAAGUUGCUAGCAGGUGAAGCAUGUAUAAAAACAAAGACAGGGCUCUGACUGAAUUUUGUUUCUGCUCUUGAACUUGAACGGCCUUAAACCUGUUUCAGCUUUAACAAUAGAGUUUUUACUUGGGCAAUAUUUGCCCAUUCUGGUGUAACUCUUGUGAAUCUAGUGCUUACUGACAACUGCCUGUUGAAGCUGGUAUUCUCUUCAGUUCUGCAGCUUAGAACACACUUUUGUUGAAGAUGUGAAUGAAGUGUGCAUGUGCAUAGACUGUUGAAUUCACUCUUGUGCCAUUUUUGUAAAUACAAUGGUUUUGCACAAUCUUUUGCAACCGUCUAUUAAUUUUACAUUUUAAAAAGCAGAUAAUGUGCCAAUCAAAGCACAAGUGAUUCUGUAUCUUUCAGAGUACCCGAAACUAAAAGCCCAGAAUCUUGUAACUGAAAGUAAAAAUUGUAAACCUGAGAUUUGUGAAACACAUACUUACACUUGACUCAGCCAUAUGCUUUUGCAGUUGUACAUUUUGUUUAGCAACAACAUCCCACAUUCAAAUUUAAUCCAAAAUUUGUACCUCUGUUCAAAGGCAGGUGCCCUUUCUGUUCGCUAUCUCUUUAAGCUUUUAAAGCUGAAAUGCUCUGUGAUGAUGGGAAAGAUGGUAAAAUGAACUGUCCUUGAGAGUUUCCCUCGUGGCAAACUCCAAAUCUAAGCUUGCUAAGGUUUGAUAUUCUGUUGUCUUUGACUCUUUUAGACUUCUGGAAGUGAAAGAGUAUACCCCUUUAAUUUUUUUUCUUGAACUCCUGAAGUGGUAGUAAACUAACUCCUUGUCUCUUUGUUAUACAGCAGCUGCUCACUGGCUUUGGGCAACAUAAAGAAAACUGGAACUGGUAUUUAUAUAAUGACCUAUGCAGGACUAGGCAGUUUUUCAUGUCAGUAAAUGGGAGCAAACUUCAGAUCAUCUACGUGAUGCAGGUCAUAAGUACUAGAUUGCCAAAAUACAGUCGAUAUUAGAUAGGUAACUUGAUGCGUUUAAGAGCAUGUUUGUUCAGUGAAAUCAGAUGUAUUAAAGUGCAGUGUGAUCAUAAUGUAAUUGAUUUUAAUAUAAGUAGUCACAGCCUUGAUGUUCUCUGGGAGUAUAAGCUCUUUAAAAAGAUCAGCCUACUGAAUACUUUUUUUCUUUAAGGAAAAUGUUCUGAUACAGUUUCUGUUUAGAAAAACCAAAAAGCACCAAUACAGGCAUUAUAAGAGAAAACCUUCUUAAUGAAGGUACAUGUUUUUCAAAUGAUGUGCUGCUUAUUGACAUGUUCAAAAUGGUCUUACAGGAUAAAUAAUUGAUAGCCAAGAAGAACACUGUCCCAUAUUUUCUGCAGUGCUCUCUUCUAAAGGCAAAUUUAAGCAUCAGAAAAUGAUCAGGAAAAUGAAUAAUCUAAAUUUGGCCUCAGUUUGAUCAGAGCAUGAGCAAAGUCUAUCAGUGUCUAUAUAACCUGUAUAUUCUCAGUUCAGAGAAUUUCCAAAUUGCUAACUUUGUUCUUUUCAGUCUUUCAGUCUGUGUAGUAAUUAAGCACAGGCUUGAGAGAACUCCCCCACCACCACCACCUUAUCCUCCAUUAGCAUUAUAAUGAAUUUGUGAUUUUUUUCAUAGGAACAGGCUGAAGAAACAGACCUAUUUGGUUUCUUUAGGUAAGAAUUUAGGCUGGGAGAAGAAUUUAUCAAGUUAUAUGUAAACCAGAAUAGCAAGGAAACUGAAUUUAUUGAAGUAAUCUGCUUUUUAUAGAUGUUUGUCCUAAUGUGAAAAUCCCUCUUUAUUUUUGUACGUAUAAAUGAAAAUUGAAAAUUAUAGGACUGGGCCGGAAACAGAUUUCAAACAACUGAAGAUGACUUGCUGUGUAUUGUCUGAUGUCACUAUUCUGUAGUUCACAUAGGGUAAGUUUUCUUGAUGUUUAGGAAGGUUUAAAAAUAGCCAUUCAAAUUUAAACAUUCCAUUUGUUCAGCUGCACCUCGGCUCGUCCUGCUGAUUGGGCAGCACGAGCUCUUCUGAUGUUCACUCAGUGGCUUGCAGUUCUUAAGGCUACUACAAAUUCAGCUACAAAUACCUUAUCCAUGCAAAGUGUAUAUUUGGAGUACUGUAUUACUAACUAGGUCAAUGACUGGUUAUGAGCCUUCAUAUCUGACAGACCUCAGCAGCAGGCACAGCUAUUUUAAUACUAUACACUGUUGAAAACUUAAGUCCAAUAAUCAUUUAACAGUAAAUCAAACUUGACUGCAAAUCGAUGCUUACUUUCAGCUUAUUCCAGCAAGAUAACUCAGCUAUCCAAACUUAUGUACAUAAUGUAUUAUAUGAGUUUUGCCAUUUGAUAAUGACCUUUUUCAAAAAAAACCUGUCCACACUGUAGUCUGGCAGUCCCUUUCAUAUCUUGCCUUUAAAGAUAGUGUUUAGUUAUUAGAGUAGUACUCAUGUAGGCUAGUAGUAGUUGAUAGCACCAACAUUUUAUUCAAGAUAGUUACAAGUGGAUUAAUUACAACUUCAGAGAUAUGUCCCAAAUCUGUAGCACCAAAGGCUUCCCUCUCAUUGUUCUUUAUGUAGUAGGACAGUGUUUGUGUAAAGGCCACAGGAGUACAUUUUGUUGGACAUAUUUACACCCAGUCAAGAUGUUACAGUGAUGAAAAUGUCAAUUGUACUUUACAAACAUACACAUUGUAUAGUAUACAGAAUAAAUUGAUCUACUUAGUUUUUAUUGCAAUGUGCAUAUUUGUCUCGUCUUUACUGUGGUUUCCUAAAUAAUACUGCAUACUUCCUUAUGGAUAAUUUCUAAAACCUGAAUCUUGCUACUCUGUAUCAUUAAAAAUAUGACUGGGCUUUGGUUUGUAGUAUGUUAGACUACAGAAUUACUUUAAUGUAAUCACAUUUAUAUAUAUUUCAGUGCUUAUUUUUCUAAUAAGGCAAUUAAAGCUUAUUGUUUGAAAACUCUGUAA
Molecule: messenger RNA, 3997 nt
Organism: Dromaius novaehollandiae (emu)
Lineage: Eukaryota; Metazoa; Chordata; Aves; Casuariiformes; Dromaiidae
Gene: ARPP19
Product: cAMP regulated phosphoprotein 19
Exons: 3
Coding region: 250-588 (112 amino acids)
Cellular component (GO): cytoplasm
Molecular function (GO): protein phosphatase inhibitor activity
Source: RefSeq, a predicted model, not a curated record